Molecule: messenger RNA, 2769 nt
Organism: Caenorhabditis remanei
Lineage: Eukaryota; Metazoa; Nematoda; Chromadorea; Rhabditida; Rhabditidae
Exons: 18
Coding region: 1-2769 (922 amino acids)
Biological process (GO): proteolysis
Molecular function (GO): zinc ion binding; metalloendopeptidase activity
Source: RefSeq, a predicted model, not a curated record
AUGUUAGAGCAAUAUAAUAUUUCAGCCGAUGCUCCACCACCUCCUCAACAAUCUUUCCGCCAACCAAGAACCAAACAGGAGAAGAUUGAAAGAUGGAAGAACAUUGCCAGAACAUUCUCUCCGUUCUUCUUUGCUGAUCAGAACACAACUCCAGCUCCUCAAUUCAACAAUUACAUUUGGCAACAGAAUGCUCCAGCAGUCACUCCAGAACCAUUCACUUUCGCUCCGUUCUCACUGGCUACUCUGGCAACUGUUGCUCCAAUCGGACCUACUUUGGAACCAAUGUUGCCAACUACAGCGAGUCCACAACUGUUGGCUCAUAAUACUGCUAGAAUGAUUCGUGAAAUUGCUACAUUCUCCGAUGGUGGAAAAUCGCGUGAUCAAGACUUUGGAGCUGUCCAGACAUUGAUGCAGGCCUUCUUCGAAGCAGUUGCAUCCGGAAAUAAUGGAGGAUCUGCUGCAGCUACUGGUACAGCGGUUGGGACACCACUAGGGGACGCCCCGAUGUAUCAAGCUCGUAGAGAUGGUACAGAACUUGGAGCCAAUCGUGCUCUGACCAACAAGCUGUUCGAGUCAGAUAUGGUUUUGACAGUUCCACAGAUGAAAGCAGUCGUGCUGGCUGCCCAAGAAGCUCGUAAUCCUCAUGGACGUAAGAAGAGAAAAGUAAUCACUGGAUCAGUAUACAGAUGGAAAAGUGUGAUUCCAUAUCGAUUCAAAGGGGGAGAUUCAAAAUGGAAGAAAUUGAUCAAAGAAGGAUUGAGUCUUUGGGAAAAAGAGACUUGUGUCAGAUGGAGCGAAAAUGGGCACGGAAAAGAUUAUGUCAUUUUCUUCAGAGGAUCUGGCUGCUAUUCGUCCGUUGGAAGAACAGGAGGAUCACAACUUAUUUCAAUUGGAUAUGGUUGUGAAGAUAAAGGAAUAGUUGCCCACGAAGUCGGUCACUCCCUCGGAUUCUGGCACGAGCAAUCUCGUCCUGAUCGCGACCAGUACAUUCAUUUGAGAAAAGAGUGGAUUAUCAAAGGAACUGAUGGAAACUUUGAGAAAAGAAGUUGGGAAGAAAUCGAAGAUAUGGGUGUUCCUUAUGAUAUUGGUAGUGUUAUGCACUACGGAUCGAAUGCAUUCACAAAGGACUGGGACCAGAUCACAAUCGAAACUACUGAUAGCCGCUACCAAGGAACCAUUGGGCAGCGUCAAAAACUAUCGUUCAUCGAUGUUAAACAAGUCAAUCGUCUUUAUUGUAACUCCGUCUGCCCAGUUGCACUUUCCUGUCAACAUGGUGGUUACCCGGAUCCCAAUAAUUGUUCGGUCUGUAAAUGUCCAGAUGGUCUCGGAGGGAAAUUAUGUGGCCGUGUUGCAAAAGGAACUGAUCAUGACAAAUGUGGAGGAGAACUCGUUGCAACUCCAGAAUGGCAAGAGAUGAUUUACAAGGGAAAACGGACUUGCAACUGGAGAGUUAAGUCUCCCAAUGGUGGUCGUGUUCGUCUUGUACUCACAGAGCUUCGUUAUCAGUGUGCUACUUCUUGCAAGGCUUAUAUCGAAAUCAAGCACAACACAGAUUUCCAACAAACAGGAUUCAGAGUUUGUUGUUUCAACAAAACUUAUGACGUCAUUUCUGAUCAAUCUGAAGCAUUGAUUUUGUCAAACGCAAAUAUUGUCGACUACGAGGUUUCGUAUAAGUUGCAGUGGAUUCAAGACAACGGCAAACCUCUUCCACCACCGAAACCAACUUCUACCUGGGUACCUGGAAAAGAAAACCGUCCAUUCCGUGGAGUUGAGAAUACAGGCGGUACCAUUGAGAAGUUCAUUCUCCAAGCCAUCCCAAAGAUCCGUGACUCCCAUAGACCAUUGGAAAGUAUCACUAGUAUUGUGGCAGAAUACGGUCUUGCAACUCUACUUGGUAUAUCACAUAACGAUACUACCUCCCCAGUCGACAUCAUCAUCACCGUUUCGGAUCAAUUGCUUUCAUUCCAUUUUAUCCUUUCUUCCUCUACUUCGCAAGUCAUGAUUUUAAUUUGUUUCUACUUGCUUUCUCUCUUGAAUCUGGCUAAUUCAAUGAGUGCCACAGUCCGCCCGUUUACCAACUCCAUUCCUGUCCCUGGCAGAAAUGUUCCAAUUAUGAGACUAUUCGAGAACUAUGCUGCUUCAUGUCGUCCAACCAACAAGAGGGAUUUUAAUAUGGAUCAGUUAGCAACUCUUCUUCAAUCGUUCCAAAUGGACGAAGUUGCCACGAAACAAUACAAUUCUAUAUUCUUCGGAAUGGCUGAUAUGCAAAUUGAAAAGUUCAUGGGAAAAUGGUAUACGGUAGUUGAUUCGAAAGAAGUGCACAAAGAGGAUUGCUCCAUUUUCUACUUUGACAUGGUUCUUCAAACCCCAUACACUGCUACAUUCACUUCCAAACAAUAUGCAUUGGUUAACAACGACGUCAUUACAAAUGAAGGAUACGGUAGCAUGGUUGGACCAGAGCCAGGAGCAGUUCUGAUCACUACUGGGCAUGAGAGGGAUCAAUGUCCAUUCUUCCCUGUUCGUAUCGGCGGUCUCAACGACGAUGGAGAGUAUCAAUACAUGAUUUUAAGUACUCCACUCAAGUAUCCAACGAUGGUUUUGACACGAGACCUCGAACUAUUCGAGACAAAAUGGAAGCAUGAAGUGUACGAUUUCGUUGAGAAAAAUGGUUUCAUGAGUCCAAUGGCGGCACUCAAUACUCGUCUUCAUUUCACAGAUACCGAUGUUUGUCGAAAAGUGAAUAAGCUAUAUGAGAAUGGAAAUAUUUGA